This is a messenger RNA of Arabidopsis arenosa, 771 nucleotides long. NCBI's taxonomy places the organism in Eukaryota, Viridiplantae, Streptophyta, Magnoliopsida, Brassicales, Brassicaceae. The record is from the annotation of a GenBank genome assembly.
ACAAAGAUCUUAAUCUCACAAGUCUCACAUUUUCUAGGUGAACCAACCAAAACCUAAAAUCUUUAAUUCCCUCUAUAGCUAGUGCUCUUUUCUCUUCUCGACAUACAACAAACCGUAAAAACAUGAAGAGAGACCGGUCCGAUUACGAAGAAUCCAUGAAGCAUAUAGACAUAGUAGAAAGUCUAAUGAUGUUAUCUCGAAGUUUCGUGGUCAAACAAAUCGAUGUAAAGCAAUCUACCGGAAGCAAAACCAAUCAUAAUAACCACUUCGAAUGCAAAACGUGUAACCGGAAAUUUGAUUCCUUCCAAGCUCUUGGAGGUCAUAGAGCUAGCCACAAGAAACCUAAGCUGAUCGUUGACCAAGAACAGGUGAAGCAUCGUAACAAUGAGAAUGAUAUGCAUAAGUGUACAAUUUGCGAUCAAAUGUUUGGGACCGGUCAAGCUCUAGGCGGUCACAUGAGAAAGCAUAGGACGAGCAUGAUAACCGAGCAAUCGGUUAUCCCUUCUGUUGUUUAUUCCAGACCGGUUUUGAAUCGAUGCAAUAGCAACAAGAAGAUCUUGGACUUAAAUCUAACUCCAUUAGAGAAUGAUCUUGUGUUAAUCUUUGGGAAGAAUUUGGUUCCACAAAUUGAUUUGAAGUUUGUGAAUUAGUAGGGUUUUAAACCUUUUUCUGUACUUUUGUUGUUGCAUUUUUCUUUCUUGCUACACAUUAUUUCAUUCUUUCCGUCAUGUAUGUAUACACAAUUUGUUUAAAUAAAAGGUUUCAAUUCUU